CUUACAGUCUGGCAGGAAAGCCCAUUGGCCGGCUCAAACUGUCAAUCACGCCUUUUCGCCCAAUGAGGAGCGAGUAUGCAAAUAAGGCCCCGGGCCUGGAGAACAGCGUGACGUCAAAGCAAAAGCAGGAGGAAGAAGGCAGCUGAGGAAGGAGGGUUGGGUGUGUGGCUGAAGCUCCCUAAGCAGGGCCAGCCCUGUGCUUCCCUCCAGCCACAUGAAGAGGAAACAGCUCCUUUCUGAUACGUUCAAGGCCAAGAAACAGAAGCUGGCGUUUGGAUCAGAGCCUUCAGAACAAGAGGGCCCCGAAGCAGUGGAUUCUGCUCUCCAGUAUUUAGUCUCUCUCUUCCCUCGCAAGUUGUUUGAGGAUUCCCUGCCGCCCUUGAUCCUGAGGCACCAGAUCUACAGCCUUGUCAAAGACCGCACAACUGUGGACAGGCGCCUGAGCCAACUGAAGGAUGAGGGCCGGAUCCGGAUAUUCCAGCACGGCUUGGAUGCAGAAACCUUUUUUGUGACAUUUACAGACAACUAUAAAUCAAAGGUGCUGGAGUUUGCAUCUGGAAAGGAAUUUGCUCGAACAGUGACCAAGUUUUUGGAUUCUGUCGUUACCUCCUGCCCUGACAUCAGCUAUGACAAGAAGAGAAUGCUGAAUGAAUUUGGCUUUCGGGACACUGAGAUCACGCAGCUGGUGAAUGCUGGGGUCCUGACUGUCCGUGAUGCUGGGAGCUGGUGGCUGGCUGUACCCAGAGCAGGCCGUUUUGUCAAAUACUUCAUUAAAGGGAGAAAAGCUGUGCUGGGUAUGAUCCAGAAAGCCAAAUACAAGGAAGUUCUACUGUCUGAUUUACAGAACCGUCAGACUCCACGUGCUGUGAAACUGGGGAUUCCCUACCACAUACAUGACAUCAUUGGAGCCCAGCUGGUCGACUGUGUGCCAACCACGACAGGAACGCUCCUCCGACUAGCUGAUGAUUAAACACAAACCUUGCUAUCGUCUAUCAGAGUUGUGCUUGAAACGAUUUUUACUUGGGACUAUUGGAGGUGAUUCUGGCAUGUGAGAAUCUUUCUUUGAACUAAAAGCCACAGAAAAACAACUUUUACUUAUGAACAGAUAACGCAUUUUGCACUUAGUAUGGUUCUAUGUGAAGAGAGCACUUCAGCAGGACAUAUAACUGCGAAGUUAUGUUUACAAUGUCAGAGAAGACUGUGAUGAGAAUAGGACUUUGAACUGUGAUCUUUGGCCAUAAUCUGAAGAUAGUGAAGCAUAUUAUGCCUACCCAUCUAGGGUAGGAACACCCAAUGUUAAACAUUUUCUACACUUAAUUCAUUACGGUGUUUGGAGUGGGUAUGUCCCAUGCACUCAGGUCUUUGGGCUGCCAAGAAAUUCAAAUGCCUUGAAUUAAAAACUAUAUCUUUC
Molecule: messenger RNA, 1411 nt
Organism: Anolis sagrei ordinatus
Lineage: Eukaryota; Metazoa; Chordata; Lepidosauria; Squamata; Anolidae
Gene: WHR1
Product: serine/threonine kinase 19
Biological process (GO): protein phosphorylation; positive regulation of Ras protein signal transduction
Molecular function (GO): protein serine/threonine kinase activity
Source: RefSeq, a predicted model, not a curated record